AUGUCGGUCAAGUUCCAGGAAGAGACCGUUCGUACCGUCACCGGGGAUGGCAAGCAUGAGGGCCUGGCUCACCGCGUCGGUGAGCGAUUGACUGGUGGGAACACCACCACAGGCUAUCUUGCGGCCUACCUCCACCAGUUGCAGGAGAACCCGCUGCGCACCAAGAUGCUCACCUCCGGUGUGCUCUCCGGGCUGCAAGAGCUGCUGGCCUCCUAUCUUGCGCACGAUGUCGGCAAGCACGGCCACUACUUCAGCUCGCGCAUCCCCAAGAUGCUGCUGUACGGCAUGUUCGUCGCCGCCCCCCCUGGGCCACGUCCUCGUUGGCCUGCUGCAGAAGAUCUUCGCUGGCCGCACCAGCUUGAAGGCGAAGAUCCUCCAGAUCCUGGUCAGCAACUUGAUCGUACGUGCUCCCCUGACCAGACGGUCGCGAAUAUGGCGGUCCAUCGCGAAACCCGCCCGGAAUUGCCCCGACUAACCCGCUCUCUCUUCUCGCCUUGUACACAGGUCUCCCCCAUCCAGAACAGUGUCUACCUGGUCUCGAUGGCCAUCAUUGCCGGUGCCCGCACCUUCCACCAGGUUCGCGCCACCGUCAAGGCCGGCUUCAUGCCCGUCAUGAAGGUCAGCUGGAUCACCUCUCCUCUGGCCCUGGCCUUUGCCCAGAAGUUCCUCCCCGAGCACACCUGGGUGCCCUUCUUCAACCUCGUCGGUUUCUUCAUCGGCACCUACGUCAACACCCACACCAAGAAGAAGCGCCUCGAGGCUCUGCGCAAGCGCUACGACCAGCGCCGCGGCGGAAGCAGCGAGUACGAGAAGCGAAGCGACUACCCUUAA
Penicillium chermesinum is the source of this 831-nucleotide messenger RNA. Its product is annotated as Mpv17/PMP22 family protein. NCBI's taxonomy places the organism in Eukaryota, Fungi, Ascomycota, Eurotiomycetes, Eurotiales, Aspergillaceae. The record is from RefSeq and is a predicted model, not a curated record. The coding region runs from base 1 to 831 and encodes 276 amino acids. Gene Ontology annotation, cellular component: membrane; cytoplasm. The transcript is spliced from 2 exons.